Molecule: messenger RNA, 1767 nt
Organism: Fusarium vanettenii 77-13-4
Lineage: Eukaryota; Fungi; Ascomycota; Sordariomycetes; Hypocreales; Nectriaceae
Exons: 3
Coding region: 1-1767 (588 amino acids)
Source: RefSeq, a predicted model, not a curated record
AUGGAGAAGGCAGUUGCGCGGAAGAAUGGGAGGGUCUGGAGCGAUAGCAGUCGCCUUCAACUUCUCGCCUAUCUCAAUUUGUGUGCCACGUACAGAGAGAACUUGCUCUCGACGGCUGAAGAUCACCUGAAGCGAGUGACAGGCAACGACUUCACGCAGACGCAAAUCCGUCGGAAACUUCGGUUCGAAUGGGAGAAGCAUGGGCUCUGUGACAACUUCGACGAUGUCUUUGCCCAGGGGACACCCAGCCUCGAGCUAUCCGACGAAGAGCAAAGCGAGAUUCAGGCCAUAUUCACCGGCCUCCUUCAUGGUCCACACGGGCUCCGAAGCAACACUCGGGAGACCCGGAAUCGGUCUCGGGCUGCUCUGAACACAGUCGGGACGUUCACAGCCAAGAGUCCGGCCAUCAGGCUCAAGCUGACCAACAAGAAUUCUCCAGCAAGUCUUAUCAGGCUGAAGAUGGCGCGCUCCCAUCUUCUGGAUUACAGUGUCAACGACGAAGGCAACGGGGACAGCGCUGUGAAUUUGAUCGAAGUGUCAGAGUCCGAUAGCGAACUUAGCGAACUGUCGUCCCCUUGUCCUAGCUUUCAAAGUGCUGCACAUAGCCCAAGCCCGACAUCAAGCCCCGGUCCAACCGAGCAACCUUCAGACAACAUAGGAGCUCUUCAAGAUGAGGUGUUGAAAUUGAAGGGCCAUAACUUGACCCUCCAGAACAGGGUAUCUGAGCUGGAAACGGACCAUGCAGAGAUGCGCCACCUCCGCGAGUCGACGAACGGUGACAUUGAAUAUUGCACUCGAAUGAUCUACAUCUUGGAGAAACGAAACAAGACCAUGUCUACACAUUCUGGCAACGUUGAAUACUCCAAGGCACGAAGACUUGGCCUGCCGGAGAGCACCAUCACGCAAGAAUAUAGGGAUCUCUACGUCUGCAUUCUAAAUGAAGCUCAGGCGUUCUACCAAGGCGACAACCCGCCAAAAAUUAGCAGCAAUAACCAGAAUACACAUCCGGCGAGAGGUUGGGCAAUCAAGGCCUCUGGCUGGGAUCUCUAUCCUCUCUUAUGUCAUUACGUGAGUGAGGAGAUCCCGAACUCAAGACUUGUUGCUGCUCUCGUUGCGGCCGGAACUUUCGACCUCGUUUUUGAACGCGCCUUUCCAGACGUGUUGGGCGUUGAGAGUCCUCUUAUGAAUGGGUAUAGGAGACACAUCUUGGCUAAAGGCAAGGGCGUGUCGCACGGAUCCGAGGCCCUCCACAUGGCCGAUCUCACCGCCCUGGAGUCUCUUACACAUAGGGAUACGGACGGCAAGGAUAGACUCAAGGAGCAGAUGAUUGAAGAAAAGGUCAAACAUCUUUCUGAGUUUAUGCUACAGAGCCUGAGCUUCUGCAUCACGGCAGAGAGCCAGGACACGACCCCAGACGGUGACGCGGUCAUGCAAGAGCCCCCCGAUCUCGAUAACCCGCUGAGAAAAGCUCUGAACCUCAAGUUUGCACUGACUACUUCAAUGACGCGUCUCAAAUUUUACUUCUUCUUGCCUGGGCACGAAUUUGACGAGACAAGAAUGGAAGAGGAUGAUAUGUCGAGUGAUGGCUUUGUUGUGAAGCUGUGCCUACUUCCAGCUCUCUUUUCUGUGCCGAGGGAUAGGCUUGACACGAGGAUUGAAGAAUCUCGAUGGGAAGUUGAGACUCAUUACGAUAGAUGUCUUACGGAGGCGACGGAGCAGGAGGUUGCAUCUCUCCACCUUGUUGCCAAGGCUGUUGUGCUUACCUGA